ACAGGUGCGUGAGUGUGAUGGACCUGCGGCACUUAACCUGCUGCGCGGCGGUGUUUGCCUUACUCUCAGGUGUUGACGGAGGCUGCAGCAGAAAUCAGUGGCAGUGUGAUGAUGGAGUGUGUGUGUCACACAGAUGGCGCUGUGACGGUGUCAGUGACUGCCAGGAUGGAUCUGAUGAGAUGGACUGCGUAUGUCAGCCUGGAGAUGUGGAGUGUGCGGAUUGCUCCGGGUGUGUGAUUGGGUCGGGUGUUUGUGACGGCCGGCCCCAGUGUCCCGACGCUUCAGAUGAGUGGGACUGCAGCAGGCGUUUAGGGUGUCUGUCAGGUGACUGGAAGUGCAAAAACAGCAUUUGCAUCCCACAAGAGCUUCUCUGCAAUGACGUCAACGACUGCGGUGACAACUCUGAUGAAGAAACCUGUGGUUCCUGUGGGAAGAUGAACAUCCGCUGUCCUGAUGGCACAUGUCUAACCCCGAGACAGAGGUGUGAUGGAGUUGCUCAGUGCUCAGAUAAGAGAGAUGAGCCUCUUACAUGUGGUAAAAGUUGUCAUAAUGGGAAUGGUGGCUGUAGUCAUACUUGCAUUGACCAGCUUUGGGGGUCUUUGUGCACUUGUCCCACUGGAAUGACCCUUUCUGCAAAUGGGCUUGAUUGUGAAGAUGUCAAUGAGUGUGCCCAGUCUUUCGGACCUUGCAUGCACUUGUGCACAAAUACACCCGGGUCUUUUCAGUGUCUGUGCCAGAAUGGUUUCAAACUUCUUGGCAACGGCUCUUGUGAAGCUCAAGGAGCCGUGACCAAGAUAUUGACCACCAGGAAGGGGCUGAUUGGGUUAGUGAAUGUGAAGACCAGAGUCUAUGAGCCGCUCUUUGCAAGUGAGAGCGACCCUAUAGCCAUGACCUACAAUAUCCAAAGAAGCUUAAUCUACUGGGCUGAUAAAGAUGGGAAUAUCUACCAGGCUUUGAACCGGAAGGGCACGAUUCUUUAUUCAGGGCAGUCUGGUUUGCACAGUCUAGCCAUCGACUGGCUUACUGGACAACUGUACUGGACGAGUGUUACCCAGAAAGCCAUCUACACCGGAGCAGCUGAUGGCAGUGCUGUAGGCACGGUCAUGUCCAAAGAAAUGGACCCGAGAGAUAUGGUCCUCAGCCCAACUGAGAGUUUCAUAUUUUGGAUUAAUAAAGGAACGAAUGACCAGCUAACCAUUGAGAGGGUGGAAAUGGAUGGUUUGAAUCGGACUACACUGGUUUUCAUUACUGCACAGCUACCAAGGAGUCUUACAAUGGAUGUGGCAGCGCGCCGGCUGUAUUGGAUCAGUGUUUACAAAGCGUCAAUUGAGAGCAUCAGGACCGACGGCACUGGACGGCAUACCUUCUGGGAUUUCUUUCAAGGACGUCCUGCGCAGAUCUUGGCCGUGUUUAAUGGCUGGUUUUAUUUGGCCGAUGAGAAAAAACUCUGGCAGGCUCCUCAAAAUAUGUCUUCUGACACACUAAAUGGCUUCAUCUUAAAAGCCUCGCUUCCUGUCUUGAGCAUCUACCAUGUGCUUCAGCAGCCCCAAGGUUUUGCACCAUGUAAAGACUCAGGCUGCCAGCUGUGUUUGCCCUCCAAGAAAAGUGCUGCUGGGUUCACCUGUCUGUGUCCUGAGGGAGCGCUGCCCAUGUCUUGGGGAUCUUGUGAAAAUUUUAAGGUGGCCUAUGCAACAACCACGGCCAUAUACAGCCUGGUGUUUGCAGGAGAGACUCCUGUGAAAACUGAACUCUUUACUUCAGAUGAAGACAUCCAGUCCUUUGACAUGUAUUGGCGGAGAGGAUGCGUGGUUUGGUCUAAUGGGACGGGCCAUGUGAAGACUAACAUACAGUCUCAGGACUUGUCUGAGUACAUCCUGACUUUAAAACCUGCCUGCAUCGUCAGAGUUGACCAGAGGACUGGGAAUCUGUAUUGGCUGGCCUGUGAUGAACUUUCCAUUGGCGUUUCUACCAUUGGCACCCUUGACCAGAGUAUCUCCAGACAGCUAUAUCAAGCCAGAACUGCAAUUCUAGACCUCUUUGUGGACUGGCAGAGAGGAAAGCUGUACUGGCUGGAGGGAGGUCAGGUCAUGAGAAUGAAACUGGGUCUGAUUGGUGGAAAUGCAGAGGCUAUCUUCAGCUUUGAGGAGGAUGGAGUUGACCGCAUUGUGUUUGAUCGUAAAGCAAAUGGCUUCCUUUGGAACAUGGAGUCUUACUUGCAGGUUAUGAGUCUACUGAAGAUGAGAAGGUACUCGGCUGGUAAAGACUGGGUUGUUCCUGGCUCCAUCAUGGCUGCUUAUGAACCCUACAUGGUGACCUUGUUCAAUAACAUCCUGACAGUGUGGAAUCGCAAAGAUGGAGCUCGUGUCUCUGGGGUGGCAGUAGAGAAUGGAGUUGUUAGCUUAUCUGUUGCCCUUAGGGAAGUCCAACAAGAUACAACAGCCGAAGAUGUGCGUCCUACUGAGGUGACUUGCAAAAGUCCCCUAGUCAUUUGUCAUGGAUCAACCGUGUGUAUCAGUCGAUCUCAGCGGUGUGAUGGGAACAGAGACUGUCCGGAUGGAUCUGAUGAAGCCUCAUGUGUGCACAUGUGUGCAAAGCCAGGUGACUUCCUGUGUAAGGAUGGAAGUAAGUGUGUGGAGAGGGAUCUGGUGUGUGACGGCCGCUCUCACUGCAUUGACGGGUCAGAUGAGGUGGGAUGUCCCACUGCUUCUGAAACUGUCUCAGCACCAUUCAGGUGUCGUGUGGGCUCUAAACCCUGUAAGGACGGACGUGAGUGUGUGCUGUACAGUCAUGUGUGUGAUGGAGAGAUGGACUGUAAAGAUGGAUCAGAUGAGCAGGACUGUGAAUAUCAGUGUAAAGCAGAUCAGUUCCAGUGCGCUCAUGGGAGGAUGUGCAUCGACAGAAAGCGGGUGUGUGACGGCACACCUCAGUGUCAGGAUCGCUCUGAUGAACUGGACUGUUUCAGUCGCUCGCUCGAAUGCAAACAUCAGUGUGAUAAUAAAACUCGCUGCAUCCCAGAGAGCUUCCUCUGUGACGGAGAGAAAGACUGUGUGGACGCCACUGAUGAAGCCAACUGCUCUGAGAUUAAAAGAGGGGAUAUAAAUUUGGUGACACUGAACAAAGGCAACAAAGAACAAGGUUUGCAACCUCCACCUCCAGUCUGUAGAAGUCCAUCCAUGAUGUGUCCAGGAACAUCAUUGUGCAUUUCCCAGAUUCGACUGUGUGAUGGAAAGAUAGAUUGUCCGGAUGGUUCUGAUGAAGUUUUGUGCGUAGAUGCUUGUUCAAAACCUGGUGACUUCCUGUGUAAGGACAGAAGGAAGUGUAUUGAUGGGAAUCUGGUGUGUGACGGCCACUCUCACUGCCUUGACGGCUCUGAUGAGAUGGCUUGUUACAUGGCGGCUAGAAAUUCAAAACCGGCACCAUUCAGGUGUCGUGUGGGCUCUAAACCCUGUAAGGACGGACGUGAGUGUGUGCUGUACAGUCAUGUGUGUGAUGGAGAGAUGGACUGUAAAGAUGGAUCAGAUGAGCGGGACUGUGAAUAUCAGUGUAAAGCAGAUCAGUUCCAGUGCGCUCAUGGGAGGAUGUGUAUUGACAGAAAGCAGGUGUGUGACGGCACACCUCAGUGUCAGGAUCGCUCUGAUGAACUGGACUGUUUCAGUCGCUCGCACGAAUGCAAACAUCAGUGUGAUAAUAAAACUCGUUGCAUCCCAGAGAGCUUCCUCUGUGACGGAGAGAAAGACUGUGUGGACGCCACUGAUGAAGCCAACUGCUCUGAGAUUAAAAGAGGGGAUAUAAAUUUGGUGACACUGAACAAAGGAAACGAGGAACAAGGUGUGCAACCUCCACCUCCAGUCUGUAGAAGUCCAUCCAUGAUGUGUCCAGGAACAUCAUUGUGCAUUUCCCAGAUUCGACUGUGUGAUGGAAAGAUAGAUUGUCCGGAUGGUUCUGAUGAAGUUUCGUGCGUAGAUGCUUGUUCAAAACCUGGUGACUUCCUGUGUAAGGACAGAAGGAAGUGUAUUGAUGGGAAUCUGGUGUGUGACGGCCACUCUCACUGCCUUGACGGCUCUGAUGAGAUGGCUUGUUACAUGGCAGCUAGAAAUUCAAAACCGGCACCAUUAAAGUGUCGUGUGGGCUCUAAACCCUGUAAGGACGGACGUGAGUGUGUGCUGUACAGUCAUGUGUGUGAUGGAGAGAUAGACUGUAAAGAUGGAUCAGAUGAGCAGGACUGUGGUCGUCAGUGUCAACCUGGGCUGUUCCAGUGUACUUCUGGUGGCAGGUGUAUUGAAAUGAAUCAAGUAUGUGAUGGGAGUCCUCAGUGUCUGGAUAAGUCAGAUGAAGCAGGAUGCUGGAAACCCUCAAAGAGCUGCAGCAUGCGCUGUGACUGGGACACUCACUGUAUUCCUAAAGUCUUCAUCUGCAAUGGGAUUAGGGACUGUCUAGAUGGCACUGAUGAAGCCAACUGUGCUGUUUCCAGACCAGCUCAGACAAGCUGUAAGAGUCCCUCAGUACUGUGUCCGGGAACGUCAGUAUGUGUGUCUCGGGCUCAGCUGUGUGACGGCAGAAGAGACUGUCCCGAUGGAUCUGAUGAAGCUUCUUGUAUAGAUGCAUGUGCUGCUCCAGGUGACUUUCUGUGUGAGGACAGGAGGAAGUGUAUUGAGGAAUCUCUAGUCUGUGAUGGGCGCGCUCACUGCCUUGAUGGUUCUGAUGAGGUGGGAUGUUCUACCAUAGCAACUAAAACCACAACCACUGCACCCUUCAAGUGUCGUGUGGGCACUAAACCCUGUAAGGACGGACGUGAGUGUGUACUGUACAGUCAUGUGUGUGAUGGAGAGAUGGACUGUAAGGACGGAUCUGAUGAAGAACAUUGUGAACUUCAGUGCAAUCCAGGGAUGUUUCAGUGUAUUCGGGGGAAGAAGUGUAUUGACUUCCGGCAGGUGUGUGAUGGGACUCCUCAGUGUCCGGAUCACUCGGAUGAAGCAGGCUGCUGGAAACCCACUAAGAGCUGCAGCAUCCGCUGCGAUGGGAACAGCCGCUGUAUCCCAGAGGUGUUCAUCUGUAACGGUAUGAGGGACUGCUGGGAUGGCUCAGAUGAGGCAGACUGUGCUAUGCCCACUCCACCAUCACCUUGUAAAAGCCCUUACGUGGCUUGUCAAGGGACGUCGCUGUGCAUCCUGCAGCAAUACCUGUGUGAUGGGAGAAAAGACUGUCCUGAUGGCUCUGAUGAGAGACCGUGUCUUCGUAACUGCCCAUAUCGCAGUGAUUUCAUGUGUAAAGACAGGACAAAGUGUGUUAAGAGGGAUCUGGUGUGUGAUGGUCGUUCUCACUGCCUUGACCGUUCGGAUGAGAUGGGAUGUGCCACUACAGCACCUAAAACUUCAACCACAGUGCUGUUAAAGUGUCGUGUGGGCUCUAAACCCUGUAAGGACGGACGUGAGUGUGUGCUGUACAGUCAUGUGUGUGAUGGAGAGAUGGACUGUAAAGAUGGAUCGGACGAAGCUGACUGCGUUUUUAAUUGUAAAGCAGGGGAAUUUCAGUGUGCCCAUGGGAGAAAAUGCAUAGACUCAAAACUAUUGUGCGAUGGCAAACCACAAUGUCAGGAUUUUUCUGAUGAGAGGGACUGCUUCAUUCGCAGCAAGAGCUGCAGCCAUCGCUGUGACAACAAAACCCGCUGCAUCCCAGAAAACUUCCUGUGUGACGGAGAGAAAGACUGUGUGGACGGCACUGAUGAGUCUGACUGCGGGUACCCCACAAAGGUGGUGAAGUGUGAGAGUCCUGCUGUGUUGUGUCGUGACGGGUCGCUGUGCAUCCCUCACACCAUGCUCUGUGAUGGCAAGAGAGACUGUCCUGAUGGAUAUGAUGAAACGUUUUGCUUAGACAGAUGUCCAAACACAGGUGACUUCCUGUGUAAGGACAGGAAGAAGUGUGUGGAGAGGGAUCUGGUGUGUGAUGGCCGCUCUCACUGCAUUGACGGGUCAGAUGAGGUGGGAUGUCCCACUGCUUCUGAAACUGUCUCAGCACCAUUCAGGUGUCGUGUGGGCUCUAAACCCUGUAAGGACGGACGUGAGUGUGUGCUGUACAGUCAUGUGUGUGAUGGAGAGAUGGACUGUAAAGAUGGAUCAGAUGAACAGGACUGUGAAUAUCAGUGUAAAGCAGAUCAGUUCCAGUGCGCUCAUGGGAGGAUGUGUAUUGACAGAAAGCAGGUGUGUGACGGCACACCGCAGUGUCAGGAUCGCUCUGAUGAACUGGACUGUUUCAGUCGCUCACACGAAUGCAAACAUCAGUGUGAUAAUAAAACUCGCUGCAUCCCAGAGAGCUUCCUCUGUGACGGAGAGAAAGACUGUGUGGAUGCCACUGAUGAAGCCAACUGUGCUCCUACUACUAGCCCGUCCAUCACAGACCAGCCAGUCUGCUUUAGCCCUUCUGUGUUUUGUCAUGAAACCUCAAAAUGCAUCUCACAGUCCCAGCUGUGUGAUGGAAAGGCUGACUGUCCCAGUGGAGCUGAUGAGCAGUUUUGCAUAUAUUCAUGUCCAGAUCCAGGCCAGUUUCUGUGCAAGGACAGACGGAAGUGUGUUGAGCGAGCCCUGGUGUGCGACGGCCAGCCACACUGUGCUGAUGGGUCGGAUGAGAAACAGUGCCCCACCUGUGCUUUGCUUUGUGACCAGAAGAGGGUGUGUCUGACUAGCCAGCAGCUUUGUGACAGAAAACCAGACUGUAGAGACGGUUCAGAUGAGAAAAACUGCUACACUGGUCGUGUGGUCGCAAGUGCUGCAUUACCUCUGAAAUGUUCCUUGGGAUCCAAACCUUGUAGUGAUGGGAAAGAGUGUGUCCUGUACAGCCAUGUGUGUGAUGGGGAGAAAGAUUGCAAAGAUGGGUCUGAUGAGAGGAACUGUGAACGUAAAUGUAAAAAAGGCCAGUUCCAAUGCGCUCACGGCAGAAAGUGUAUAGACAUGAAGCUUGUGUGUGACGGCACACCUCAGUGUCAGGACCGAUCAGAUGAAAUCAACUGUAUGAAGCUCUCAGAGGAGUGCAGGCACCCGUGUGACAACAAAACCCGCUGCGUUCCUGAAACCUUCCUCUGUGACGGAGAGAGAGACUGUGCGGAUGGCACUGAUGAAGUCAACUGUGUUGUAGAGCCCUGUUCCGAUGACUGGUUCCAGUGCAGUAACGGUCAGUGUGUGGCUUUGGCUCUCCGCUGUGAUGGGUAUGCUGACUGUCGUGAUCACUCGGAUGAGAAGGGCUGUCCUCAGCCUCCACACUGUCCUGUGGAGCAGCGCUGCCCCCACACGCACGAGUGUCUGCUGAACGAAUGGCUCUGUGAUGGAGACCAGGACUGCAGUGAUGGGUCUGAUGAGAGGAACUGCAAGGUGACUCCACUGAAGUGUAGAGAGUUCCAGUGGUCGUGUGUAUCUAAAACUCAAUGCAUUGCAACGAACUGGAGGUGUGAUGGUGUAAAGGACUGUAAAGAUGAGAGUGAUGAAUCUGGAUGUGGUCAGGUGAAAUGCCCGACACACUUGUUCCAGUGUGGAAGUGGGGAGUGUGUGGACCCAGAUCUGGUGUGCAACAAGGCAUCUGACUGUGCAGACGGUUCUGAUGAGGGUCUGGGGUGUCUAAAGAACAACUGCUCCAGUCCCAGCCGCCCAUCAUGCCAGCACUACUGCAUCAACACUCCACAUGGAGCGAGAUGUGGCUGUAAGACUGGCUUCAGGCUUCAGUCUGACGGUUUAACCUGCAACGACAUAAAUGAAUGUAAAGAGAUUCAGCCCGCUGCCUGCAGUCAUAAAUGCCUCAACACGCUGGGCUCUUACCUGUGUCAAUGUGACCCUGAAUUUAUACUGGAGCCAGAUGGCCAUAGCUGCAAGACAGCAGAGGAACCCAGUCUUUUGAUCUCUGAACAGUAUGAGCUGUUAAAUUUGGGUCUGCGAAGCUCCAGUAUUCAAGCUCUCAUCGCACCGGGGCGGAAGGCCAUCUUCUCUCUGGACUACGACCGGAGAGAGCAGAGGGUAUACUGGGUCAGUCUGGAGGAAGAGAGCAUCAAAUAUGCCUUCCACGGAAUAAAGGACAACAUUGGAACUAUUGUCAAAGGUGUGAAAUCUGACUCCAUUGCUAUUGACUGGAUGGGAAGGAACCUUUACUGGGUGGAUGGUGUUGCUGGGCAGAUUCUAGCUGUGAGAUUGACCAGCAGUAUUGUAGAGGCACAAAACUACAUAACAGUUGUGGAUAAGGAUUUGCAUCAGCCUCGUUCGCUUGUGCUGCUGCCUCAGAAGGGGAUAAUGUUCUGGUCCGAGAUUGGAGGUCAGGCACAGAUCGAGCGCUCUGGCAUGGACGGCUCGGACAGGGAGGUGGUGGUCAGCCGUGGUCUCGAGCGGCCUGUCAGCGUGACGGUGGACAUAUUGACUGACAGACUGUACUGGACUGACGAGAAGCUCCGGUGUAUAGGCUCGGCGACGCUGGAUGGAGAAAACAUAAGGUUGCUGCAGCUGUCGGAGAUGCCCAGGCUUUUCUCUGUGGCUGUGUUUAAUGACAUGGUCUACUGGUCUGACACUCGCAGAAGAUCCGUUCAAGGUGCCAAUAAACUGACUGGCAAGAACCGCAAAGUUCUUCUCAAGAGACCCGGGCAGCCGUUCGACCUCAAAGUUGUCCACCCUCUUUUGCAGCCCAAUGUGUCUGGCCCGUGUGAGAAGCUCAGAUGUUCUCACGUGUGUUUGCUGGCUCCGGGGCUCAAAGCGGUCUGUCGCUGCCAGGCAGGGCUUCUCUUAGCUGCGGACGGAUUCACCUGCGCCACACCUGUGGAUUCCUCCUCUUCUUUCCUCAUGCUGCUGUCUCCUACCAUGAUUACACAGAUCUUCACUAAGAGCCUUCAGGCAGGAUUCGGGCUGAAGACGUGGCCGGAGCACCGUGCUCUGGCUCUGCCUGCCGUGAAUGAAGCUUCAGACUUCGAUCUGCUCCGCAAGGACAGCACCAUCUCCGUAGCUGACGCCGGACGCGGGUCUGUAGCUCAGCUCAAACUCAGCGGCUCUGGUUUCACACCCAUCGGUCACGUGCUUCAGCUCAAAGGAGACCUGGUGACCGCUCUCGCUGUGGACUGGGUCACCCGAAACCUCUACUGGAGCAGUGUUAAGAGCCCCCAGCUUUACGUCACGUCCCCCGGAGGGAAAUACACCAGCCUGGUGCUGCCGGCUGAGCUGGAGGGAACCAUCUCCAUCGCCCUGCACCCUCCCACGGGCCGGCUGUGCUUCACUGCAGUGGGACGGAGGGCAGCCCAAUCUCUGCCUCAGGUGGACUGCGCUCACAUGGAUGGGAGCAAUCGCACGCUGCUGUGGCGCAAAGCAAAGAUGCCUGCUUCACUUGCCUUUUCUGAGAAAGGAACAACACUGUAUUGGGCAGAUAUUGGCAAUGAAAUGAUUAGCUCUAUUAAUAUGGACGGCUCUAAUUAUAAGGAGUACAGCACCGGAUCUGCCUUCAUUGUGUCUUUUGCUCGUGUUGAGAACAUCUACUUCUGGAUCACUCUGGACAACGGUACAGCUGAAGUAUGGUACACGGAUGGUUUCCAGCCCAAACUGAUGUGGUUUGAGGUGAAGGCAAACGUCAUUGAGCUGAAGGCUUACAGCAGGUCCAGUCAGAAAGGAACCAAUGUCUGUUCUGAAAACAACGGGGGCUGCAGUCACCUGUGUCUGCCGUAUCCAGGUGGACGCUCGUGUCGCUGUGCGCAGGACUACCUCUCUGUGAACAAAACCAAAUGUGUUUCCAACCUCAAGUGUCCCGCGGGCAGUAAAGCAUGCAGAGACAGCCUCACGUGCAUCCCUGCGGCCAAGUUCUGCGACCAGAUCCCAGACUGCCAGGACGGCUCGGAUGAGGAGUGUGGCAGUGGGAAAAUCAAACCAGGUGUCAAAUCCAAAUCUGGACCUGACACUGCACAAUCAGACCGUCUGCCUGCCUUGGGCUCUGCUGACGGCAGCAAGUCGUGUGAGGCGGAGCGCUGCAGUAGUCACGGGACGUGUGUGAGUGUGGAGGGUGAGCCGGUGUGUGAGUGUGAGGAGGGAUACAGCGGGGAUCUGUGUCAGAACGCCGCCUCCAGCAGCACUGCGCUCGCGCUCACACUCACCUUUCUCUUCGGAGGUGCUCUGAUGGCCGCCGUCGUCCUCAAGAGGAGAAGGGCACAAGCAGUGAGGGAAGAGGCCACUGAAAAAGAAACGCUUGUGACUGACGUGGAAGAGCGCACAACCUACUCUCAAAACUUUGCUAAUGAGUUGUACGAUCCUGAAGAGGCUUCGAUUACUCCAGCCAUUACCACCCCUGUUGUCAGCUAAUGCUUUUUUUUUCUUUUUUUUUGGUCUAAUAAAAAAAAUUAUAAUAU
Molecule: messenger RNA, 10351 nt
Organism: Sinocyclocheilus anshuiensis
Lineage: Eukaryota; Metazoa; Chordata; Actinopteri; Cypriniformes; Cyprinidae
Gene: lrp13b
Product: low-density lipoprotein receptor-related protein 1B
Exons: 52
Coding region: 18-10304 (3428 amino acids)
Biological process (GO): receptor-mediated endocytosis
Cellular component (GO): apical plasma membrane; plasma membrane; signaling receptor complex
Molecular function (GO): hormone binding; protein binding; calcium ion binding
Source: RefSeq, a predicted model, not a curated record